Messenger RNA from Fonticula alba, 4913 nucleotides. Its product is annotated as DNA-directed RNA polymerase III subunit RPC1. The transcript has 9 exons. Lineage: Eukaryota; Rotosphaerida; Fonticulaceae. Gene Ontology annotation, biological process: DNA-templated transcription. The record is from RefSeq and is a predicted model, not a curated record. Gene Ontology annotation, molecular function: DNA-directed RNA polymerase activity; DNA binding. Bases 158 to 4675 code for a protein of 1505 amino acids.
CACCGGCCGACGCCGAUCGCCCCUCCCUUCCCUCCCCGCGGCCCCGUUCUCGCAUCGUGUCCUUCUCCCCCCUCCCCGCCAAUCGGCGCUUGUGAGGCACGACCCCCUGACGCGCCUCUCAGCUCACUGAGAGCCAGAGAAAGUCCCCGCUGUAGCCAUGGCCACGAAGGAGCUCAUCCGCCCGAGUGAGGCGCCGAAGAAGAUCAAGGCCCUCCACUUUGGCAUCAUGUCCCCUCAGGACAUCUACCAGGUGGCCGAGUUUGAGGUGGUCAAUCGCGAACUCUAUACCAUCCCCGACCGGAACCCCACGCCCAAUGGCUGCCUCGACCGGCGCCUUGGUACCUCGGACAAGAUGUCCACCUGCGAGACGUGUGGGCACAAGUUGGCCGAGUGCUCCGGUCACUUUGCCCAUAUCCGCCUGGAGCUGCCGGUCUUCCACAUCGGCUUUUUCAAGGGGAUCAUCACCAUCCUGCAAAGCGUGUGCAAGACAUGCAGUCGUAUUCUGGUUGAUGAGGCCGAGGCGCAGAACUACCUUUUCCGCAUCCGCAAUCCCCGGCUGGACGGCCUCCAGCGCCGAGGCCUGGUCAAGCGCAUCCAUGAAAAGUGCAAGAAGGCCGCUCAUUGCCCGCAUUGUGGCUCGGCCAACGGGACCAUCAAGAAGACCGGCGCGCUGAAGCUGUAUCAUGAGCGCGCUCGUGGGCGCCCCUCCGAGCGUGACCAGCAGCUCAAGGUCGAUCGCGAGAAGCAGUUUGAGGCGGCCAUCGAGGCCAACCCCGAUGUCAAGACCCAUUUGUCCCGGGCCAAUGAGGACCUCAACCCGAUGCGUGUGCUGUCCAUCUUCCAAAACAUCUCCGAUGCCGAUGUGGAGUUGCUGGGCAUGUGUCCGGUGGAGGGUCGCCCCGAGCAGCUCAUUUGGACGCACAUCCCCGUUCCGCCGGUGUGCAUCCGUCCGUCUGUGGCCAUGGACGCGGCGGCUGGCUCCAAUGAGGAUGACCUGACCAUCAAGCUGAUGGAGAUCAUCCAUGUCAACAAUGUCAUCCGCCAGUCCAUCGAGAAGGGUGCUCAGCCGCAGGUGCUCAUCGAAAACUGGGACAUGCUGCAGAUCUACUGUGCCAUGUACAUCAACAGUGAGCUGCCCGGCGUGCAGCUCCCGCAGCAGAUGCAAACCAAGCCCACCCGCGGCUUCUGCCAGCGGCUCAAGGGCAAGACCGGUCGCUUCCGUGGCAAUCUGUCCGGCAAGCGUGUCGACUUCUCCGGUCGUACGGUCAUUUCCCCGGACCCGGAUCUGGCCAUCAAUGAGGUGGCCGUGCCGGAGCUCGUGGCCAAGGUCCUCACCUAUCCCGAGCGUGUGACCCGGCACAACAUCAAGAAGAUGCGCCAGCUGAUCAUCAACGGCCCGGAUGUCCACCCCGGCGCCAAUUACCUGGCCACGCCGGAUGGGCGAAAGCUCCACCUCAAGUAUGUGCGCGACCGCGAGCGCACCGCCGCCCAGCUGAACAUCGGCGACAUUGUCGAGCGCCACAUUGAUGAUGGCGAUGUGGUUCUCUUCAACCGCCAGCCUUCGCUCCACAAGCUGUCCAUCAUGUGCCACUAUGUGAAGGUUCGGCCGUGGCGCACCUUCCGGCUGAAUGAAUGCGCCUGCACGCCGUACAACGCCGACUUCGAUGGCGAUGAGAUGAAUCUUCACGUCCCGCAAACGGAGGAGGCCCGUGCCGAGGCGUUGGUUCUGAUGGGCGUGAAGGAUAAUCUGAUCACUCCGCGUAACGGCGAGCCCGUGAUCGCCGCCACGCAGGAUUUCAUCACCGCUUGUUAUCUGCUCACUCGGAAGGACAUCUUCUAUGACCGGGCACAGAUGUCGCUGAUUUGCUCGUACAUGUCGGAUGCGCGUAUGCAUGUGGACCUGCCGCCGCCGGCCAUUGUCAAGCCUGUCGAGUUCUGGACCGGCAAGCAGCUCUUCAACAUCAUCAUCCGGCCGAACACCCGCUCGCAGGUUCGCAUCAACCUCGAGACAAAGAACCGCUCUUACUCCAAGGGCGAGGACAUGUGCCCGAGCGACGGCUAUGUUGUCAUCCGUGACAGCACCGUCAUGUGCGGUACCCUGGACAAGUCUCUCGUCGGCUCCGGCUCGAAGAACACCAUUUUCUACAUCAUCAUGCGGGACUACGGCGUGGAUGAGGCCAUUGCGGCCAUGUCGCGUGUGGCCAAGAUGUGUGCGCGCUGGCUCGGCAACCAUGGGUUCUCCAUCGGCAUUGAUGAUGUGCGCCCUGGCGCGCGACUGGUCCAGAUGAAGGACCAGCUGGUCAUGGCUGGCUACGGCAAGUGCGCCGAGUAUAUCAAGGAGUUCCAGAACAACACCCUGCAGCUGGCCCCCGGUUGCACGGCCGAGCAAACCCUCGAGGCCAAGAUGACUGGCGAGCUGUCGAAGAUCCGUGAUGACGCCGGCCAGAUCUGUCUCAAUGAGCUGGACCGCUACAACAGCCCCAUGGUCAUGGCCAUCUCCGGGUCCAAGGGUUCCAAGAUCAACAUUUCGCAGAUGAUUGCCUGUGUCGGGCAGCAGGUCGUAUCCGGCGCGCGCAUCGCCGACGGCUUUGUCAAUCGCACCCUGCCGCACUUCGAGGUCAACUCCAAGACCCCGGCGGCCAAGGGGUUCGUCAAGAACAGUUUCUACAGUGGCCUGACACCGACGGAGUUCUUCUUCCACACCAUGGGUGGUCGUGAGGGUCUGGUCGAUACCGCCGUCAAGACCGCCGAGACCGGUUACAUGCAGCGGCGCCUGAUGAAGGCGCUGGAGGACCUGUCCGUGCAGUAUGACUACUCGGUGCGCAACUCCAGCGGCCAGGUGGUGCAGUUCAAGUAUGGUGCCGAUGGUCUGGACCCGGCGGCCAUGGAGGCCGACGACCGGCCGGUCAGCCUGUCCCGAGUGUUCACGCACUGCCAGUGGCACCGGCUCCCCUCGGAGGCGGAGAACCCCCUGGCGCCGGAGCACCGCGGCCUGCUGCCGGUGCAGCUGAUGCAGCUGGUCGACCGGCAGGUAAGCAUCCCGGCCGUGGCGCACCGAUGCACGUCGCUCUUCAUCGGGGAACUCCGGGAGUUUGUCUACCAGCUGGCGGCCGAGCUGGCUGGGCUGCGUCAGCGGGCCGGCCUCGAUGCGCACACCGUCACCCCGGGGCCGGUGGCGGAGCCGCCCCCGGCCGAGGCCAUUCCUCCCUCGGUCAAGCGGGCCACCUUCGGGCCGGUGUCGUCGGAUGCCCGGGCCUUCCCGCUGCCGGAGCUGCUGGACGCCCAGGGGGUUCCCUACACGGCGGCUCGAGUGGAGGCGAUCCACCAGGCGGAAAUGGGCCUGACCGCGCGCAGCUUCGUGGAUUUGCUGCUGCGCGUGACCCCGGCCCAGAUGGACCUCUUCUUUGAGACCAUCCUGCACAAGUAUCUGAAGGCCAUCAUCGAGCCGGGCACCGCGGUCGGUGCCCUGGGCGCCCAGUCCAUCGGUGAGCCCGGCACGCAGAUGACCCUGAAGACUUUCCACUUUGCCGGUGUGGCCUCCAUGAACGUGACCCUCGGUGUGCCGCGCAUCAAGGAAAUCAUCAAUGCCAGCAAGCUGAUCUCCACGCCGAUCAUCACCACGACCCUGAUUGCCAAUCGCAGCGUCCAAUCGGCACGCAUUGUCAAGGGCCGCAUCGAGAAGACCCUGCUCAGCAACAUCGCCGAGUACAUCCAGGAAACCUUCAGCGCGCAGGAGUGCUACCUGUCCAUCAAGUUUGACCUGGAUGCCAUCCAGGCCCUGCAGCUGGAGGUGGACAUGGAGCAAAUCCGGGCAGCCAUCAUCGCCGCGCCGAAGCUCAAGCUCAAGGACCGCCAUGUCCGGGUGUCGGCCAGCAACCGCAUCCGCGUGUACCCGCCGGAGGACCCGAAGUUCACCAUGUACUUCAUGCUGCAGCAUCUGAAGGCCAUGCUGCCGAAUGUCAUUGUCAAGGGCGUGCCGACGGUCAACCGUGCCGUGGUCAACACCCUGGGCGGCGGGGCCGACACCAGCUACAACCUCCUGGUGGAGGGCUACGGCCUGCGCCAUGUGAUGGCCACCGAGGGUGUGGAUGGCACCCAGACCACUUCCAACCACAUCAUGGAGGUGGCCCAGGUCCUGGGCAUUGAGGCGGCCCGGACCACCAUCAUCAAUGAGAUUCAGUAUACCAUGAGCAGCCACGGCAUGAGCAUUGACAUGCGCCAUGUCAUGUUGCUGGCCGACCUGAUGACCUGCAAGGGCGAGGUGCUGGGCAUCACGCGCUUCGGCAUUGCCAAGAUGAAGGACAGUGUCCUGAUGUUGGCCUCCUUCGAGCGGACCACCGACCAUCUGUUCGAUGCUUCCUACUUCGCCAAGCGUGAUGCCAUUGAGGGUGUGUCCGAGUGCAUUAUCAUGGGUAUUCCCAUGCCCAUUGGUACUGGGCUCUUCAAGGUCCUGCAGCACAUGGAGGCGUCGCGGGGCCCGGCAGCGGCCGAUGCUCACCUCCACAGCAUGCAGGACCCCCAGGGCCCGGUGGAGAUCGUGGAAUUCGAGCCGGCUGAUCCGGCGGCCGCCGCCGCCCCGGCUGAUGCGCCCCCGACCGUGGCCGGCCCUGGUCAGUUUGGCCUCCCGCGCCGGAAGCUUCUCUUCGACCAGCCGCGCUUCCAUGGGAAGAAGUGACAUUCGUGUGUCUCUCCCUCCCCCCAUGGGCAGCGCGGCAUGGCUGUCUUCCCCCGACGCGUUUGGGGGCCGGGCGAUGAGGGCCGACACAGCGGGCGUUUGUCACUCCUCCCGGGCUCCGGCGAAUGGGGGAGGAUCCACUCCUGCGUGGCGGUCCGGUUGGUUCGACGGUUGUCACCUUCCUCCCCAGGCAUUUCCCCCAUCUUUCCUUCCCUCCCUCUCUAUCUCUCUCUCUCUC